UGCACUGACCUAUUUUAAUUAGUUUCGCAAAUAAAACACAAAUCGUAUUCACCCACAAAACAGACAAAUUCUCGAUGUCCGGUAUUUGCAACAGCAUCAGGGUGUUCAAGGGGACUGCCAAGAUGGCGAAGUCCACCAAGUCCACGAAGUCCACGGAGAGCACAGCCGCUUCCCAAUCGAACCUAAAUGUGAACAAGUUGGAGAGAAAUGCUGGCGCCUAUGGCGAUGGACCCCACAAUAACAAUAACAACAAUAACAAUAGCAAAAGCAAGAGCAAGGGCAAGGGCAAGGGCCAGGACAAGGCCAGCACCAACAAGAGCAGCAAUAAGAGCAAGAGCAGUCUCAGUUCCAGCAAGAGCAGCAAGAGCAGCAACAGCAGAAUCAGCUAUGGCCCAAACAGAGCCGAAAUAAGUAACAUCAAUAAUAUCCAAAAUGAUCCGGUGGCUCUACAUUUUCAGGAGCGCGUGCUCCGCACCUCCGAUAUACGUCAGCUGCAAGGACCCUAUCCUCUCGGCGAGCGUCUGGUCACCUUCUACUACGCCUAUCUACAAUUCCGGCGGUUCAAGACGGUGGCAUCGGAAGUGGCAUUCCUCUCACCCACCACAGUUCAAUGUCUGCGCAACAUGGAGCCACGUCUUCUGCGCACCAUGAUACGUGAACUGGACCUGGAGUCGAAGAAUUUCAUUCUAAUGCCACUCAUCCGCAAAGGACACUGGUCACUGUUGAUGCUAUCCCGACCCGAUCGAAAGUGCGUCCACUACGAUUCGCGGGAUCAUUACAAUGACGAGUUGGCCCGCCAGUUGUGGGACCGUGUGCGCGUUUUGUUGGGCGCCGACCAAUCUCCCCUAGUGGUGGGGCGCUGUCUGCAGCAGCGCUACGAGUACGAGGCUGGUUGCCACAUGAUGUGCAUGACCAACUUUGCGGUCGAUUACUGCCUCCGCUGCGGCUAUGCCAGCUGCUCGCUGCUUGUUUCCGAGGAUCAAGUGGGCUCCAUGCGCACUACUCUGCUGCAGCUGAUCCAGUCGUUGGGCGGGAAUGUGAGCGGCAGCACCAGCGGCAGCAGCAGCAGCAGCAUUUAG
This is a messenger RNA of Scaptodrosophila lebanonensis, 1079 nucleotides long. RefSeq names its product NEDD8-specific protease 1. The coding region runs from base 75 to 1079 and encodes 334 amino acids. Gene Ontology annotation, biological process: proteolysis. NCBI's taxonomy places the organism in Eukaryota, Metazoa, Arthropoda, Insecta, Diptera, Drosophilidae. The transcript has a single exon. Gene Ontology annotation, molecular function: cysteine-type peptidase activity; deNEDDylase activity. The record is from RefSeq and is a predicted model, not a curated record.